AUGGAGAACUCUGGAAGAACCGCAAGUGGUGAUGACGUGAUUGCACGGACUGGGGCACUUCUCGAGCUUGAUCUUCUGGACUGUCCCAUUUGCCGCCACCCACUGGCGAGUCCUAUCUAUCAGUGUGUGGAAGGGCAUAUAAUAUGCUCUUCUUGCCGUACUAUGAAUGAAAGAUGCCCUUCUUGCUUCUCGUUCAUUGGUAACACUCGGUCUAGAAUAAUGGAGAGACUUGUGGAAACAGUCUUUUUCCCAUGCCGAAACGCCAAGCAUGGUUGCACAGAGAAACUCUCUCGUGGCAAAGAGUUAGUCGACCAUGAGAAGGAGUGUGAUGGUUUUGUGUGCCAUUGUCCUGUACCAUUUUGCGACUACGCUGGUUUCGAUAAGAAUCUCUACGAUCAUUUCACUGUUUCCCACAAGGCUAAUUACUCAUCAAGUUUCAGGACUGGCCAGUACGUUGACGUUGACGUACCGGUACACAUGAAGGAGACGAUGUUAAUCCUUCAAGAACAUAAUUAUGGUCCAUUGGUUAUUCUUCAGGCUUUUAAGGGGCCAGACGGGUUGUAUGUGACCGCGAACUUACUCGCUGCUCCUUUUGCUCCAAGAGGUUGGAAAUUUGGCUAUGAUCUCAUUUGCUGGAGGGGGGAUGUAGAGUUUACGGAUACAAUUGACGAGAUGAAUAGGAUUCAAAGGGUGAGUUUCAAAACUCCUGGGGUGAAAUCCAUGUUUAUUGCUUACCCUUUCCUGGAUGAAAGCUUGGUAGUCAAGAUGGAAAUUCGCAUUCGCGAAUUAAGAUAUGAAGAUGAGGAGGAAGACGACGACGGAGAAGAAGAUGAGGAGUAA
This is a messenger RNA of Capsella rubella, 840 nucleotides long. RefSeq names its product E3 ubiquitin-protein ligase SINA-like 2. NCBI's taxonomy places the organism in Eukaryota, Viridiplantae, Streptophyta, Magnoliopsida, Brassicales, Brassicaceae. The record is from RefSeq and is a predicted model, not a curated record. Bases 1 to 840 code for a protein of 279 amino acids. The transcript has 2 exons. Gene Ontology annotation, molecular function: zinc ion binding.